UCGCCGUGAGCGUCUAGGUCGCGUUCCGCCACACAUUCAAAGAAAUAGAAGAAGACGUGCGGCAGUUUUGCUGAUUGAUGAUCUGAGCUCUCCGACUCUACUAAUCAUCUUUACAUUCAAAUAUUUCUGACAGGGUUUUACCUCCACAGUUCCAUCUGAUCCGUUGUGGGUGUAUUUGAGGAGGUUAACUGCGUUCUGCUGUAAAGAUCAAGAUUUGAGGGGUGUCCUGCCUCCUCCUGUUGUCAUCUUUCCUACACAUCAUUACUUAACCUCCACAAGAAUAUCAAGCGUUUCAACUAUGAUGAAGUCAGAAGAGAUUAAAUGUGAGGAUCUGGAACCUGUGGAGAGCUGCAGUAUUGAACAAAUCUCUGAUACUUUCCACUCUAAGAGCUCUUGCAGACGAGUGCGGGAAAAAAAUUACCAUUGCUCAAUGUGUGGAAAGAGUUUCGAUCGAGAGAGUUUUCUCAGAAAGCAUCAGCGGAUUCACACAGGAGAGAAACCGUAUCAGUGCUCACAAUGUGGGAAGAGUUUCAGUCAGAAGAGUCAUGUCAGUCAGCACCAGCGUAUUCACACAGGAGAGAAACCAUUUCAAUGCUCGGAGUGUGGGAAGAAGUUUACCUGGCAGAGAGAUGUCCAGCGACACCAGCGCAUCCACACAGGGGAGAAACCGUAUCAGUGUUCAGACUGUGGGAAGAAGUUUACCUGGCCGAUAGCCCUCCAGCGACACCAGAACAUUCACGCUGGAGAAAAGCCGCAUCAGUGUUCACAUUGUGAGAAGAGCUUUAGUGAGACACGUCUUCUCAUAAAUCAUCUCCUCGUUCAUACUGGAGAGAAACCAUUUCACUGCUCAGAGUGUGGUAUGAGUUUUAGGCUGAAGAUUCAUCUCCAAAAACACCAACGCAUUCACACUGGAGAGAAACCAUAUAACUGCCUAGAGUGUGGGAAGAGUUUUACACGAAAGACUGGUCUCCAAAUACACCAACGCAUUCACACUGGAGAGAAACCGUAUCAGUGCUCACAGUGUGCAACGAAGUUUACUACCCUGAAUCAUCUACAACAACACCAGCGCAUUCACACUGGAGAGAAACCAUUUCACUGCCGAGAGUGUGGGAAGAGUUUUACACAAAAGUCUAGUCUCCAAAUACACCAACGCAUUCACACUGGAGAGAAACCGUAUUUCUGUCUAGAGUGUGGGAAGAGUUUUAGUCGAGAGGACUCGCUUCAAAUACACCAACGCUUUCACACUGGAGAGAAACCGUAUUACUGAUCACAGUGUGCAAAGAACUUCACUACCCUGAGUCACCUCCGCCAACACGAGCGCAUUCACACUGGAGAGAAACCGUAUCAGUGCUCGGAGUGUAGGAAGAGUUUUACUAUCCUGAGUGAUCUCCGAAAACACCAGCGUGUUCACACGGGAGAGAAACCGUAUCCGUGCCUAGAGUGUGAGAAAAGUUUUAGUCGAGAUGACGCACUCCAAGUACACAAACGCAUUCACACUGGAGAGAAACCUUAUUCCUGCUCACAGUGUGCAAAGAACUUUACUACCCUGGGCAAUCUCCGUAAACACCGGUGCACUGGUACAGGAGAGAAAUCGUAUUGCUGAUCGGAGAUAAUUCACCACUGCUCAUUGUGUGGGAAGAGUUUCAGUCGGAAGACGUAUCUCAGACAGCAUCAGCGGACUCACACGGGAGAGAAGCCGUAUCACUGCUCACAAUGUGGGAAGAGCUUCAGUCAGAAGAGUCAUGUCAAACAACACCAGCGCAUCCACACAGGAGAGAAACCGUAUCGAUGCUCAGAGUGUGGGAAGAAGUUUACCUGCCAGAGUCACCUCCAGCGACACCAGCGCAUUCAUGCAGGAGAGAAACCGUAUCAGUGUUCACAUUGUGAGAAGAGGUUUAGUGAGAGAGGUUUUCUCAUAAAUCACCUCCGAGUUCAUACAGGAGAGAAACCGUAUCAGUGCUCAGAAUGUGGGAUGAGUUUUACACAGAGGAGUAAUCUCCAAAAACACCAACGUAUUCAUACAGGGGAUAAACCGUAUAACUGCCUGGACUGUGGGAAGAGUUUUACACAAAAGUCUACACUCCAGAUACACCAACGCAUUCACACUGGAGAGAAACCGUAUUACUGCUCACAGUGUGCAAAGAACUUCACUACCCUGAGUAAUCUCCGAAAACACCAGCGCGUUCACACUGGAGAGAAAACAUUUCACUGCUCAGAGUGUGGGAAGAGUUUCAGGACACACAGAAAUUUUCAGCAACACAAGCACGUUCACACGGGAGAGAAGCCGUAUCCGUGUUCGCACUGCGGGAAGAGUUUCAGCCUGAAGAGUACGCUCAAACAACACCAGCGAACGCAUACGGGAGAGAAGCCGUAUCGGUGUUUGCACUGCGGGAAGAGUUUUACGCAAACGACUCAUCUCCAGCAACACCAGCGCAUUCACACUGGAGAUAAACCGUAUCACUGCUUAGACUGUGGGAAGAGUUUUAGUCGAGUAGGAACCCUCCAGGUCCACCAGCGCCUUCACACUGGAGAGAGGCCGUAUUACUGCUCGCUCUGUGGGAAGUGUUUUAGCGAGAGAGGCACACUCGUCCAACACCUGCGAAUUCACACCGGAGAGAAACCUUACCACUGCUUGCAGUGCGGGAAGAGUUUUGUUGGAAAGAGCAAUCUCAAACAACACCAGCGUAUUCACUCGGGAGAGAAGCCAUAUCCCUGCUCGUACUGCGGGAAGAGUUUCACACAGAGGGGUAACCUCCGGAAGCACCUGCGUAUUCACACGGGAGAUAAACCGUACCACUGCCCGGAGUGUGGGAAGAGUUUCACACAAGGAACCGAUCUCCAAGUGCACCAACACAUUCACACCGGGGAGAAGCCCUACCACUGUUCAGCAUGCGCCAAGAGCUUCACCAGUUACAGUAAUUUCCACCAGCACCAGCGCAUCCACACCGGAGAGAAACCGUACCCGUGCUCACGUUGCGGGAAGAGCUUUAGGACCCACAGAAAUCUGCAGCGACACCAGCACGUCCACGCAGCUGAGAACGAGGACGUUUGUAGUGUGAUCGUUAACUAGUUCUGUCCUCAAUACUUUAUUCUGAGUCAAAUGAUAUCUCUGAUCAACUCUAUACUGGAGAUUCCAGUGGUGAAUUUCGUUCGUUCCCUUCCGAUUACUCUAUGAAUUAUGCAGCUGUGGAUUUUAUACGGUGUGGAACGUAACGAUGCGUAUUUAAUAUUAUAUUCUUAACGCAUGCCCACGUUGAAUAUUAUCUGGUACGUUGUUUGAAUUCUAAAGCAGAACGGUCAGAUAGUCGGUGUAUAUAAUUGUUAGACAUUUGAAUAUCCGUACAUUAAUAGAAAUUGGUUAAUUGGUUGAUUUAAAAGGCAUGUGAGUAUUUGUUAUGAACGUGUUGGUGAAUAAGAUGUUCCUGCACCGUGACGGUAAGAUCAACACUGUAGUAGUUUUUUUUAACAGGAAAUAUAAAAGGGAUGUCUGCGGGGUUUCACUGAAAUGUCUGAUAAUCCUAAAUCAUUGUACUUCGUUUACCUCAAUAAGGAAACGAUGUAAAUGCUGCGUGCUUGCUUUGCCAUUAGUUCAGUGCCUUCACUUUAUGGUCCUUUCCACCACUGAUGUUAUUAUUAUUAUUUUUUUUUUUUUCCCAUGAGCUUGAUAAGGUAACGUGUAUUUCUGGCCUCAGGGCUGUAAAUAGUGAUCUGUUAGAACUAAUACCUCCUGUUGGAGCCUGCUAAGAUGGCUCAAGAUGGCGGUUCAGGCCUCGGUCAUGAAAACACUGUAUCUCAGGCUUUACAGUAUCUUCAUUCUUUCUUUAGCUUACCUUCAUUACUCUAUAACUUUUCCAGUCCUUCCAGGAUUCUGUGAUCGCAGAGAUUAACCCAAAAUCAAGCAAACUCCAGUUUUUCAGAGUUACUACAGAUUCGGGCUGAGACGAGUCACAUCAUUUCUUAUUCACGUGCGGUUGCAAUUUCUCCAGUUCAAGUAGUUUUCCACAAAAAAAAGCGCAACAAACUGCAAAUUUCAUCAUCGCAAAUUCUGGAAAAAACCCGCAGUAAAAUCGAGCGUUUUUAGCCGUGAACAAUCACGAAAAACUCCACGAGAUCCUGUUUGGACUGAAUAACACUAUUUUAAUUACUACAGUCUCUGACAGUUUGUUUGGGGUUUUUAAAUACGCAUGAACAAGUUUUUCCACAACACUUGGUAAUAUACAGGAGAUGGAAGCAGGAUGUUCUAACAAACAUCGUAUCUACAGUGCAAAACCCCUCUAGAACGAUAGACGUCGUCCUCAUACGGAAAUCGACCACAGUGACACAGUUUAAGAAUGAUUUUGAUGGACUGCACAUAUUCUGCCGUAAUGGAACAUGUUCAGCACUAAGAUGCAGUUCGUUGAAAUGACAGGAAGUGAUUUACAGAACGUUCUGAAUAUGAACUGACUGUGUUUAUGUGCACACUAAACCAAUUCGUUAUACAUGGCCAACCACACCACCGUUACUGAGCCCUUCACAAUAACACAUUGUCUGGUUUAUAUCUGCUUAUUUAUAAAAUAGGGUCACUUUUAUAUGUGUUUCAUUUUCAACCGUGUUUGCGUAUUAUCAGACUAAAAUAACAUCACUCACCAUCAUCGUUAUUUCUUAUAAAUUUGUUCAUGCAGAAUGAAUCGACAUUGCUAUCACACAACUCUGAAAAUUGCUCUACAAACCCAUCACAGGACACACUGGGCGACGCUGUAGCUACUGCUACAAAGGUGAACGCGAUGUGGCAGCAUGUGGCAAUCUUCUGAAAUAAAGUGGAUUUAAAAAAAGAAUUAUUGAUAUUGUUUAAUGUAGUUUUAUUUUCUCAAAUCAGCCAAUCAUGUGACUGCAACACAACGCAUAAAAUCAUGCCGAUACAGGUCAAGAACUUCAGUUAAUGUUCAUAUCAAACAUCAGAAUGCGGGGGGGGGGGGAAAGAUUUUUUUUCUUUUUCUAAAUCACUUAUCCCAUGUGAAUCGAUCAUAAUGAAUACAGACAUCUGGAAAACUAAUCCCAUCCAAAUACUACGCUUGCAUUGUUAAGUGUUCGUUAAUGUCAUCUUUUCAUUCUCACUUAUGCUUUUGAUUCUAAAUCCAGACCUGACACUUUUAUUUCUUAAAACAUCCUUUAGGACAUAGUUUGGAAAUGUUUACUCUGCGGUCAUCACAUCUGGAAUCGGACAUCCUCGUUGGCGCCCGAUACCUGAUGCACUUCAAAGCAUUUGACCCCAAAUGACCGAAGUUCAAAUGGAACUACAAGGUAUAAACCUUUUUUGGAGAAAAUGAAUAGAUUAAGAUAAAAUAAUUCAUUCUCAGUUGUGUUCUGGAGGGGUUUCAUUCAUUAUUGAGUUCAGGGUUGUGGUGGAUUCGGUAAUACAAGGCGGGAGAAUUCAACCAGAUGUGAUGACAGUCCAUCUCAGGGCCUCAUGCACACACACGCCAACAUGAGGAGAACGUCCUGUAAAGCUGCUUUGGGACAAUGUCCAUUGUUAAGCGCGCUAUACAAAUAAAACUGAAUUGAACUAAAGCUCAUGUCAGGAUCAAACCAGAGUCUGGAGCUGUGUCAUAUGAGCUUAUAUGAUGGAGAAAAGAGAUUUCUAGCAGUCUUGCGGUUGGUGCACUGCUAAUGUUAUACCACUAGAUGGCAGUACAUCUGAGCUGAUCUUCUCAAAACAUCAAUAGAUGAGUAUAUUGGGGUGUGAGGAAUGUGAUAUUAUGUGAGGAAAAAUAAAAUACAUUUUUUAAAUUAUUGUUUCAUUUAUUCAAAGAAAAUGUUCUGCAGCACCUAUAUUACGAGUGUGAAAAACUAAUUACCUCCUAACCUUAAUAA
This is a messenger RNA of Ictalurus punctatus (channel catfish), 5850 nucleotides long. RefSeq names its product zinc finger protein 850. Lineage: Eukaryota; Metazoa; Chordata; Actinopteri; Siluriformes; Ictaluridae. The record is from RefSeq and is a predicted model, not a curated record. The transcript is spliced from 4 exons. Gene Ontology annotation, molecular function: RNA polymerase II cis-regulatory region sequence-specific DNA binding; DNA-binding transcription factor activity, RNA polymerase II-specific. Gene Ontology annotation, biological process: regulation of transcription by RNA polymerase II.